Diospyros lotus (date-plum) is the source of this 1747-nucleotide messenger RNA. RefSeq names its product putative UPF0481 protein At3g02645. Bases 2 to 1588 code for a protein of 528 amino acids. NCBI's taxonomy places the organism in Eukaryota, Viridiplantae, Streptophyta, Magnoliopsida, Ericales, Ebenaceae. The record is from RefSeq and is a predicted model, not a curated record. The transcript is spliced from 3 exons.
UAUGCAUGCAACUCUCCAAAUCUCUCCAAACCAAACCAAUAUGUCCAUGGACAGAAUCUUCAACUCUCUCUCCGGCGAGGAACUCUGGGUAGAACAGAUCUCGGAGAUCUCAGAGAAGGAGCUCGAAUUCGACAUCGGCAUCCCGGUCUGCGUUUUCCGGGUGCCCAAAUCACUGAGCGCCUUCAAGCCGGCCGCCUACAGCCCCCAGCUGGUGGCGCUGGGGCCCUACCACCAUCUCCGCCCGGACCUCUACGAGAUGGAGCGCAGCAAGAUCGCCGCCGCCAAGAGGUUCCUCAAAACCCACCGGAAAACCCUGAAAUUCAAGGACAUCGUGGCCAGGCUCCACGAGCAAGAGCCCGCCAUUAGGGCCAGCUACCACAAGUACAUUGAGCUCAACGGCAACACCUUGGCCUGGAUCAUCGCCAUUGAUGGGCUGUUACUGCUCCACAUCUUUUAUCAGUGGGCUAAUGAUUUGGUUGCAGGGUUCGAUGUCCUCUACUCGGCUGAUUUUGCCAGCCGGAAGCUAACGCGAGACGCCAUUUACAGAGAUAUAGUGAUGCUGGAGAACCAGAUUCCGACGGUCCUGCUCAGGGAGAUUGCAAAAAUAGUGUUCUCAUACUCUGAAAAUGAUUACAACGAUGUCAGGAAUUUGUUGAUCAACAGCAUGGUUUGCUUCUGUGAAGCCCUGUCUCCACUCGCAAUCUCAAAAACGACUUUUGAUAAGGAUUACCAGUUCGCUCAUUUGCUAGAUUUGAUGUACUUUUUACUCGUGAGCGAAUCGUUGAACCGGAGCUCCGAGCCCAGCAAGCAUGGCCGACAGGUGGAGAUCGUUGUUGAUAUUGGAGAAGAAAACAGACAUGCUGCUAUAGGGUUUGGUGGUAAAAAGAUUGACAGUAUUCUCAAGACAGUGACAGAUAAGAGUAGAGAGAGGAUCUUGGAAAAACUAGGGUUCUAUAAAGGGAGCGAACCCAAUGAAGUUCGAGAAGAAAACAAGGUUUCCUCAGUGGAGGAAAUCACAAUCCCCUCGGUGGUGGAGCUCUGCAAUGCCGGAGUAAAGUUCGAAACGACUCCUGGGGGGAUCGAGAGCGUCAAGUUUGAUUCCAAGAAGGGGACUUUUGGCUUGCCCGUCAUUACUCUGAACGUCAAUUCAGAAGUAGUCUUGAGAAACCUGGUGGCUUAUGAAGCAUCAAGAGCCGAAUCAAUGUCACAUUUGGUUGUAGGUUUGUACACCGAUCUGAUGAAUGGGAUCAUCGACACCGCAGACGACGUGAGGUUGCUUAGGGAAAAAGGUAUUAUCAGGGGGCGGCUGAGAGACCGCGAAGUGGCGGAUCUCUUCAAUGGGAUGUCUCGGUCGAUCGGGAAACCGGACCACCGAUCGGUGAUAGAGAGGACGGUUGAAGAAGUGAACCGAUUCUACAACAGUAGGCCGAAGGUGAAGGUGAACAAUUUCUUGAAGAAGUAUGUUUAUGCCUUCUGGAAGGUUCUCACAUUUCUUUCUACGCUUUUGGUGAUUACUUUGCUCUCGUUGGAGUCAUUUUGCAACGAAUAUGGCUGCUCUCGACUCGUUGGAAAGGGUAGCAACAAAUGAUCUUAUUAGUAUAUACGUACUUAGUUUCAUUCAUUAAUUCAUUCAUUUAUUCAUGAUAUAUAGUGUAAAUACUAUAUAUCAUGUUGUUCUCUGUCAGUACUGUCAUGUUGUUCCAAAAGUGUUCAUACGUUAAUACAUUAAGUUUUUAUUCUCAAGUAA